Cydia pomonella (codling moth) is the source of this 1820-nucleotide messenger RNA. RefSeq lists its product as uncharacterized. The transcript has 2 exons. The record is from RefSeq and is a predicted model, not a curated record. The coding region runs from base 1 to 1374 and encodes 457 amino acids. Lineage: Eukaryota; Metazoa; Arthropoda; Insecta; Lepidoptera; Tortricidae.
AUGCCCACCAGUACGUGCACACAUACACGCUCACUCAUACACCUCCCGGCGGGCGCGUGGCGCGGCGCGCACCACGCGGCGCCCGCGCCCUCGCCCUCCUCCCGCCACGAGCGCACGCCGCCCAAGCCGCGCCGCCCCACCAGUACGUGCACACAUACACGCUCACUCAUACACCUCCCGGCGGGCGCGUGGCGCGGCGCGCACCACGCGGCGCCCGCGCCCUCGCCCUCCUCCCGCCACGAGCGCACGCCGCCCAAGCCGCGCCGCCCCACCAGUACGUGCACACAUACACGCUCACUCAUACACCUCCCGGCGGGCGCGUGGCGCGGCGCGCACCACGCGGCGCCCGCGCCCUCGCCCUCCUCCCGCCACGAGCGCACGCCGCCCAAGCCGCGCCGCCCCACCAGUACGUGCACACAUACACGCUCACUCAUACACCUCCCGGCGGGCGCGUGGCGCGGCGCGCACCACGCGGCGCCCGCGCCCUCGCCCUCCUCCCGCCACGAGCGCACGCCGCCCAAGCCGCGCCGCCCCACCAGUACGUGCACACAUACACGCUCACUCAUACACCUCCCGGCGGGCGCGUGGCGCGGCGCGCACCACGCGGCGCCCGCGCCCUCGCCCUCCUCCCGCCACGAGCGCACGCCGCCCAAGCCGCGCCGCCCCACCAGCGAUGGCGAAAAGAAGCGGCAGGGAUUAAUCCGAACAAUUCCUCGGAGCACUCCCCGUUGUACAUGCGAUAGAAAAUGCAGAGCGAGGCCACAUCUCUACGCAGCGCCAAGGAGUCAAGCCGAUCCGAAAUACACAUUUUAUAUUUUAAAAGACAAAGGUGUUGGAAAGACUGAAGAAGCAAAGUUUGAGUUAUUGAAGAAUUUACAACGAUUCGAUUCUCGGGAAUGGGCUGAUAUAUCUUUCUUUGAUAUUCAAAAGAGUUACCUAGCGGUACCAGGUUUCAAGGAAUUGGAAACAAAUGACGAAUUACGUCAUAAUGAUAAAUCAAAAUAUUUAGCAUCUUUUGAAAAGACAUUGGCUUCCUUAACUCAUGCCUUUCUUCUUCAUCGCGAUCAUACGCAAACGUGUUUGCAAAAUAUCUUGAAGUGGGCAGGACAGUGCGAAAAUAUUACUGCUGUGUCCUUAAAAGAUAAAAUAACAGAUUUGUUUGUCGAGGAUGAUAAAUACAACAAAAGCUCUAAUGAUAUUUUGCAAAUACUUUGCGGAAAGCGGGCUGAUGUUGUUUUAAAUCGUAGAAGUGAGAUUUUAAAGAAUGUAACGGAUACUGUGACUGCGGCUGGUUUUCGAAAGAUACCCCCAUCUUACGAGAAUCUGUUUCAGGCAGAAACGCUGAAGGAGUUUCUUAAAAUGAGGGUGGUUUGAAUAAAGUGUUCCCUGCUCAAAACAAACCGCGUAAAAAUCAGAAAUUCCCUAGAUUUUCGGCCACCAACAGAGGUUAUUUCCAACCUUCGGUACCUCCAUUCCGAUUUGACUUUGAAAGUAAUUAUAGUUUAGUAGCAUAGUAAUGUAUUUGCAUAACAGGCAACCAGUAUAAUGUUCACUCUGUAUACUAUUUUAUACUCAGAACGUUUUUUAUUCAUGAAAACCAACAGCAUAAUGUUGAAGGUGUGGUUUCACAAUAAAAUCACGGCAAAUCGUUCAUAAACUUUAUUUGAUUGAGUUUGCUGAAAGUUUAACAACACUGAAUUACUAAUUAUUAAAAAACUUAAACAUUAUAUUUGCAUGGAACAUAAUCGAUUAUUCUAAGCGUCAAACUUACCUACAUCCAUACUUUACGUCUGUCGACAUACCUAUAUCAUUUUACCGCA